Messenger RNA from Aplysia californica (California sea hare), 706 nucleotides. RefSeq lists its product as uncharacterized. NCBI's taxonomy places the organism in Eukaryota, Metazoa, Mollusca, Gastropoda, Aplysiida, Aplysiidae. The record is from RefSeq and is a predicted model, not a curated record.
CAUCCAACCUACCACCGUCACCCAGACGACCACAGUGAUGGAAGCGUCCCCUGUCAGCUGCUCCCCAAGGUCAACCAGUCGCGUGACCCCGUGCCCGAGGUCACAUACGGUGACCUUGACCUCGUCUUACCCCGUCAUACACAGUGUGACCGACUGCACUUUGACCUCCUGUCUGAUCACUCCAUCCUGCUCCAGUUUUCCGCUAAACAGUGACCUCCCCGUGCUGACAACGACGGAAACUACCACCGAAACAACCACUGAAACAGCAACGACGACAGCAACAGCAACAGCGACAACCGUUACGAUGCUGGAGUCGAGCUGUUCGGUCGCAGCUGACAUGAUCGAGGCCACGCCAGUGCUGGAAGCGUCUCUAGAGACGGUUGCCUGGACUUCCGCUGUAUUUGAGGAGUCUGGAUUACUGGCGACCUCCAGCGACAUAAACUGCGACCUGUGUGCCACAACCAAAAACCUGUCCCUCACGGAAUCCGAGCUGUGGGAACUCCGACAGUCUGUUAUAGCCGACCUUUUGCUGGAGGCAGACGAGUUGUCCAAGAAAAGACGGACAAAGGAGAGCGCCCCCGACCACCGACCAACCGCCCAGAUGUCUGGAGCUGUAGCCAUCUGUUUUCUCUUCCUGGUGGUCUUUGUGAUGGUCGUCCCAGACAUCCCAACUUUUUAUCUGCAUUUGAGGCGCUACCCGUCCUGA